This is a messenger RNA of Anarrhichthys ocellatus (wolf-eel), 14601 nucleotides long. RefSeq names its product transmembrane and coiled-coil domain family 1a (gene tmcc1a). Lineage: Eukaryota; Metazoa; Chordata; Actinopteri; Perciformes; Anarhichadidae. The transcript has 6 exons. The record is from RefSeq and is a predicted model, not a curated record. Bases 11074 to 13113 code for a protein of 679 amino acids. Gene Ontology annotation, cellular component: endomembrane system.
GGGAGGGCACCGCUCGUUAAACGUCUGUCAAGCUCCAACAGUUUGCUAUCACCCAGUCAGUGUAAGUGUGAAAUGUACAUUUCUUUUUAGUUAGCUUUUUUUUUUUCUUUCCGUUCCGGUAGUUUAACCGUCAGUUUGCGCCUCUGUGCAGCGAGGAAGAGCUGUUAAAGAGUGUCGAUGUAGACAUCUCACCGACACUCUUUAACAGCUCUGUGUGCAAUGACACACACUGUCAACCUGAGUCCGUUAUCGGACAACACUGACCGGCACUCAACGAACAUUUCAACGACCUGUGGGCCUGAUGGAGCAGGUUGUCGUCUCCUCUGCAAUGAAGGAAAUCCACUCCAGCGUCGUGACUAUGGACUGAAGGUUUGCUUUUCCCCCACUUGCUCAUCUAUUCUGAGUGUUUCCAUCUCCGGUUAGACCAUAAUUCAAUACGAUAAUGUACCGUCUUUCAGUGGAAUCGUAUCGUGAUACACAAUUACGUCGUCUAAAUUGAUAAUAACAAGCACAUACUAACUUGAAUAUCUCAUAAAAGUCUCAUCAAUCUUUUAAACGGAUUACUCCGUGUUUGUGUGCAUGCGUGUAGACAUAGUCAGAGUAUAGCUUGAAAUAUUUCUUUAUUUUGUCUUUUAAAAUUCCACUUUAAACUGUAGUGUUCAUUUUGCACUAUAAUAAUACGUACUUUUUAUUUGUCAUCUAUUGAAUUCACACAGAAGUAUACAAAAAUAGGCUUUAUUUAUUUAUUGAACUACCAGAAAACGAGAGUCAUCGAGAUAUGACAUGAAUUAUAUCGGGAUGGAGGAUUCUGGCCGUAUCAUACCAGCACUAACUGGCCAUUUUUGCUAACUUGACACUGCACUGCACGUACAGUAUGUGUGUGUGUAUGUAUGUAUAUAUGUAUGUAUAUAUGUGUAUGUAUAUGUGUAUAUAUAUGUAUGUGUGUAUAUAUAUAUAUAUAUAUAUAUAUAUAUCCGGUAUGACAUGAUGUAUCCCACUAUCUUCAGCAUACUCUGCUAAGUGGCUGAGAGCUUGGCUGCCCCUUCAGGGCUCUGCUGACGCAACCAUUCAUGUCUCACUCCGACAGUCAGACCACCACGAUGACGCUUCCCUCCUCCUCCUCCUCCCGCUGCACUCACGUUAUGCCUUCCCGGUUGUGAGCCGAGCUGAGAAUUGAGAAUCUUUGUACGGGUGCAAUGUGUUUAUGUGUGUGUGUGUGUGUUUGCGUGUGCGGUGCUUACAAAACAGAACUCAGUGGUCCCUAAAGAUGGAGUUCCCUCUUCCUCUGACUUGUGAUCAGCUUCAUGUAACACUUCGGCAUCGGACGUGGUGAAGAUGUGCUUAUCCUAGAUCAGAUCACAAGAUUAACGCAGCUCUCUCUCUCUGUGUGUGUGUGUGCCUGACUGUCACAGGGGCUGAUUAAUUGGCUGUAGAGGGGAGCUGGAAUUUCUCUCAACAGAGCUGCACACUGACACUGGAUUAGAAAGAUGACCUGAAGUAGAUUAUAGUUAAAGGUAUACAUGUGAUGCUUUCAUGUGUUAACCAAAUUGGUAGAGACUUCUAUUGUAGAGACUUAAGAUGUUUUGAUGGGUAAAGAAAGUAAGACGUGUGUCUAUUUGGCAAUUUAGUGUUUGGCUGUGAUAGAUAAAGCAAUGAGAUUGUUAAGUGAAAUGUCGUGCAUUACGUUCUGCAUGCCAGAAGUAUUGUUUUUACUGCAUUAACAUAUUGUUUAUGAAUUUGUAGUGUUUGGUUACAUCUCCUUUGGGUGCUCCCAUUUCAUAGUUCAAAGCGGUUCGGUGAACUGGCCUCUAAAUUGUCUGUGGAUGUGAGCGUGAAUGUCACUGUGUUUGUGGAUUUGUCCGCCCACACUGUGACAGACCGUUUCCAGAACGUACUAGACUUCCCACACAAUGUGUGCCAAUGCGAAGGCUUCAGCUCCCUGCACCCCUGAAUAGCAUGAUAGAAGAUGGGGGAAUAGAUGCUUUAUUUGGUGUUACUGUUACAGAAUAUGUGACCACGUUUAAUAAUUCAAUAAGGAAAAGGAAACAUUGAGGAGAAACAAACGCAUUUCUCUUGUUUUCGUCCUUAUGCAUGGUUGCUCUGCUCUGCUGCAGAUUAAAAACAUGAUGUGUGUUGUAGCGAGAGACGUAUACGGCAAAGACCUGAGCGGAGUUCUUGGCAGCGGUGCAGUACCUCCGGCGGUGUUUGAGACCGGGAAGCUGGUCAAUGUUUCAUGUCUUUGUUGCUGCGCCACAGUCCUUCUGGUUGGUGAGGGCACCUGAACGGAUGUGUGCGACUCAGGAGGCACGCUGUGCACAUCCAGGUCCGACCGGUGGCAUUGGCCACAGAACUAAAGGAAGCUGUGGGUGAAAUGGGGGUGAACAUAACGUAGCACUUAUCAGCUAAAUGGUAAACGGCCUUGUAUUUAUAAGGCGCCUUUCUAGCCUUCAGAAAACUCAAAGCACUACACUACAUGUCAGCAUUUACCCGUUCUCACUCACUCACACACACACACACACACACACACACACACUCACACACACACACUGAUUUCACAGCCUUUUUUGGGUUCAGUAUCUUGCCCAAGGACACUUCGACAUGCGGACAGGAGGAGCUGGAUCUCCUGAUUAGUGGACUAAUUCAGAUUCAGUUUCUCCUUCAGUUCUUUUGGAGUUCAAACAGUCUCAGCAUCAUUCAGGCAGAACUGAGUUGGCUCUGUUUUCUCCACUAAAGGUCAGCCGUGGCUAAAGAGGAAGUGUUGUAUCUCAGAGAGGAAACACACUUUUUCCUUUUUCCCUCUCUCGCUCUCUCACUCUCUCUCUCACCCUCUCUCUCACGUCGUCCCUCCUCCAGCAGGGCUUUACUGUGAGGUGUCAUAGUGGCAGCUUAAUGCCACAGCCGGAAUCAUUCUUUACCUCUGCUGCAAUCAGAGUUGUUUUCAAACCAAUGCCAUUAAGAAACAUUUACAAGUAAGAAGCCGUACCAUCCUACAUAUCUUGUAACUGUGGACAGAGUGGGCUCAUUCUUUCCAGCAGGACUUCCAGAAUGAAGGUGACAUUCCUUUAUGAGAGCUGUGGUUUCUAUUGGCAGCAAGCUGCCUGCUCCUCUCUUAUCCCUCCAUGUUUGAAGACAGAGGCAGAAAAGAAGCAAGGGUCACACAGCGUCUCAAGAGUUUCACCACAAAAUAGGACUGAGGUCCAUUUUAUUCUUUGCCUUUUGCAUUGAACUGCAUCAUUUCGAUCGCCCCUUUGUUUCAGUUUGUUUACUUCUUCUUAUCUUUUGUUGGCGGGCUUUAGAUGAAGUUUGAAACUCAUGAUUAAUACCUUCUUUCAACUUGAAUCCUCCCCCAGAGCGUAUAGACUUGACAUCGUUGACCCACAGCCUUCGCGUUGAGCCCGAUGUCUCACUCAUAGUAAGAGCUUUUAGACCAGAGCUUGGAUGUGCUGAUCCCCGCUAAGCCCCCCAGUGGGCUGCAGAGGUGCCUGGUUACCUGAGCUCAGAGAUCUGACUGAAGAGUUAUUUAAAUAGGUGACGAUGCGGAUGAUUUAUAUCUGACUGCGUAAAAGUUGUUCUCACCUGCUGGCUCCACAAAGAGCCAGAUGCCCCCUGGCCCGAUAACCUGGCCGGGUUCUCUUCUGUGUUGUGUUGACCCUGACUUGCAUUCCCUUUUUCUCAUUACGGUCGUGCUCCUUCAAUCUCAAACCACAAUCUCUGGUUUGAGAUUUCAGCCGGUGUGUAGGUGGUUUCCAGCCCGUUGACAGGUGAUGAUUCCUUGCCAGAGCUGGUGGAACCUGAGCUGUGUUGGCCCAGUCGGCCUAGCCACUGUUGAACACCUAUCAGGUUAAUACGUGAGGCUUAAAAUGUAUCACAUACGCUAAUAACUUCCACUGGGAACCCUCCUUUGAGGACAUCCGUCUUACUAGUAAACAGCAAGGGAACGAGAUCCUCACUACCAACUCUCUCCAUCAGCUCAGACACAUUCGAGCUGGACCAGGGUCAGUUCCAUGCACAUGGUGAAUUAUUCACCGGGACACUUGCUGUGGUGUUGAGCACAGAUGCAGAGACGUGCCUUUAAACAAGGUUUAAACCUAUAGCCCCAGCCGGCCGUCAGUGAUGUUUGACUUCACCGCGCUGCUUCAUAGAUUUGUUCGCUGUUCAAGCUAAACCUCAGAGGUACUUACAGCCUUGUGCAUCCGUAAUAGAUCAUCAACAUAAUAUGUCCUCUGUGGAGAUGAAAUUAAAUGUGUAAAGUCUCUCUGUUGCUUUGUCUCUGCAGCUUCCCACCUCAAAGUUUGGGUAGUCUUAGAUGACUCAGACUUUUUUCACACCCAAUAUAUCACUUCUUGUUCCGUUUGUGUGUGUGUGUGUGUGUGUGUGUGUGUGUGUGUGUGUGUGCGCGCUGAGUAUACGUGCACAUGUGUGUUUCCAUUAGUUGUUUUGUGAUGAACAUGUUGUGUUUGUUUCUCACAGCGUUGUGAGUGGGGGAGGUAAUGAGAGGUGUAGUUACAGAUGGUCUCCGGUUGCCUGAGAGAUGAAAUAAUGGCAGAAAUAUUAAGCCGAGUAAGGCAGGCUUCCACGUCCAUAGUGGUCCCGUAUAUUCAAGAUUAAAGGAGCAUUAUACGACGUUCAGAGCAAUAGUAUAUCAGCAAACGACUAUUUGCUGUGUAAAGAUAUAUAGUGGAGUAAUGUCUCCCUCUGAGUGUUGUCAUUUUUCAGCUUGUCCUUGCUUUGUUGACACAGCCUGGCCGGCCGUGCGUGCUUUUAGUGCACGUCUUCGUGGAAUCGUAGCACCUACCCUCUGGUUCCCCCUCAGGUAAACACCGUCAGCUCUGUUAUUACAUUUGCAGUAGUUGGUACUGUUAGCGCUGUUAGCACCGUUAGCUUUGAGCCACCUAGGAGAAGUUUGCCUUCAGCUCUUUCUGCCACAAAUCUCCCUCGGUUUAGGCAACGAACCUACUUGGCUAGGUUUAGGAAAAUAUCAUGGUUUGGGUUAAAUUAAACACUUUCUGGCAGAAAGCCCUGAAGGCCAACUUCUCCCAUGUACCACCGGCUCAUCCGUCUCCAUGUUGAGAGCCUUUGAGGGGAAAUGCUUCCAAAGUCGUAUGUUGUUCCUGUAUGAAUGUGUUCAGAUCAGUUUAACACAGAUACCAGGUGUGAAUCGGGCCCCAACAAUAGUCUUCUUGUCAGCCGUACAAGCAGGUAAUAUUUUUCACACGUCAACUUUUGAGUACAAGUCUGUGGUGUCAUUAAGAAAACCCAGAUAUAUGGAUGUGUGUAGGAGUAAAUGAUUGCGUGUGUUCUGGUUUGUCUUGUUCCUGGAAAGCUGAAGGCAACUCUGGCAGCGGGGCCUCCCUGUGGGUGUCAUCUUGCACAAUAGGGCAUUGUGGCCGCCUCUAUCAGGGAACUACCUUCCAUUCACCUCCUCAUUCAUUCAGCUCUCUGUGCCGAGCGCCCCGGCUGAACCCGACACGGCCAGGCGAACCGCUCCGUGGACGGGAUGCCUUUGAGCCAGUCUGGCCUGUUUCACGCCCUCUGUGGCCCUCCGUCUCUCUCCUCUCACUCGCUCGCUCUCCCCGUCUCAUACAAAGAGUUGUGUCUCUUAUCACACUCUUUGCAGAAUGCUGAAGUCAUCUCCUGCACUGUCAGAGCUGACACAACUGUGCUAUUCUCUGCCCGCCCUACACACACACACACACACACACACACACACGCACACACACACACACGUAUAAUACAAUAACGAUUGUUCCUGCUUCCUGCCUAUGCUGUCAUUAUGCAGCUGCUGAAUGAGAUAUGGUCCGGUUUUCAUCGGUCAAAGACGGCUCACACAAACGCGUAAACGUAUGUACACAGAUGCACAUUUCCAUGCAAAAUAAUUCCGACAAUUUCUCUCUUACUCUCCUUUUUCUGUCUUUGUCCGAUUAAAAACACACUCGCACGCAUAUUCGUGCAUGCGCUCGCACACGAGCGUCGCUGCCAGAACUCUCUGGCCUAAUUCCCCUCUUAUUGAUGUGUGUCUGUCAGUGAAAGAGGCGCAGCACAAAGAGCAGCGACGGGCCUGUGUGUGGCUCCGAGCGAACAAAGAGGAGUCUAUUCCACGCCGGCUCUCAGACUCCCCUGGAAACACUGCAUGGGCUUGUUUAAGCUAUGGCCAUAUUUUGAGUUAAGCUACUGUAUGUUCAGCAAUGAGCAACAACAUGGAUGCUUCAGUGGCAAAGAGCACGGGCCAGAUGGACCCCCACUUGUGUUGGUUAAUGCCCAGUUGUCCAACUUUACUUAUGUCGAGAGUAGAAUUAAAUAAAACAGUCAAAAAGGGAUGGCGAUCAGGUCAUUGUGCAGUACUGUAACUAUGGUGGAAAUUUGCAUGAAAAGACAUAAAUGACCUCCCGUUGUGCUAGAUUGCACAUUAUUUGCUUCAUCACUUAGCUAGUUGAGCUGUAACUCUGGGGCUUAAUCUCCUCUUUAAUAAUCACCUUUGGUUGUUGUCUUUGUUCAAUAAUGAUAAUGGAUGUCAUUUCAGAACACCUCAGUGCCACAUCUUAAUCAAUAUAACCUUUCAGUCUGAACGGAGCUGCAGUAGUUCUCUAUCCACAGGGCUAAAGGGAACAUUUCCUGUUAGCUGUGAUGUUGUAAUUUGUUGUUAAACACUUGCAGUUAACACUUAUUAUUCAUCACCGUACUGAAUCUUGGAUCUAUUCUGUUAAAGACGUGCUCCAAACGAUUUUGCGGGGGGGAGCAUUUCACCUUCUCCCACCCUCCUCUUCCUCCUAAAGUACAUGUAACAAACCUUGCAAUGUCCUCAAAAAUGUUAAGCAAACUUUCCAUUCUUCCAUUCUUGCCUCAUCUCAUAGCUGUAAUGCCAAGUGGUUACGGUAUAGUGUUUGACACAACAUCAUAAAUGUUACUUCUUCACAUGCUGUUGAUAAUAUUUGUUACUUUUUGAAUGUUUUAAACAGAACUUCUUGCCAUAUCUUACACGUUGCACCUUUUGAUUCUCACAUGCUUGUCACCAAGUGACAAAUUGUCAGCUUGAGAUGUUUAUUAUGCCGGCGACAGCCGAGGCCGGAGGAUUUAUGGUUUUGGGUUGUCUGUCCGUAAUUACGUCUGCAAGUCCGUCCAUCUGGUCCAUUCUCUGGAAUGUGAUACCUCAGGAACGCCUGGAGGGUAUUUCUUCAUAUUUGGCACAAACAUCCAUCUGUACUCAAAGAUUAAGUGAUUAGAAUUUUGGUGGUCAACGGUCAAGAUCACUCUGAACUCACGUUCGACCUCACGUCCGUCCCAUACUCGAGAUAUCUAUAGAACACCUUGAGCGAAUAAAAUGGUGAAAAGAUGACAUUUUAGGCUUACAUGGACGUCAACACAACAUGAUGAGGCGGUAGUUCUAGUUGGUCCAGCCAGCCAGUGCCUGAGCUCUGCUCAGCUUUCACCGUCUCUCCAAAGACAAUGGACGACUGGCAGCGCGCUGAAUGGAAUGAGGCACAGAGCUGAGGACGAGGACAUAUGUGUUUUGUGUGUGUGUGUGUGUGUGUGUGCGUGUGUGUGCAUUUAUACAAGGACACGUGUGAGGGAGACACAGCUCCAGAGAGGCCAUUGUCCAUGUGGUUGUCUGUAAUUCACCUUUGACAGUAUUGUGCCGUUUCUGAGAAACAUGCUGACUCACUGAGGUUGCCCAUCCCGGCUGUCACUGAUGCCUGAUAAUCGCUGACCACUGUUUCUGCGGCUUAAAUACACCAAAAGACAUCCACACACUGGCAUGUUUCUGAUGAGUGAAGGGAGAAUGUCCCUAAGAGGAUCACCAAAGUAUUGCGUCUUUGUUUAAUUUGACAUUUUUUGUUUAGAGGGGAAAAAUAUUUCUUGCUUUAAGUUUAAGUAUUUUUUCUUAAAUACAGUCGUCAUUCAGAGAUCCAUCUGGUGUUCUUUUGCGUCAUCACCUCAUCAAGGUGGAACCAAAGGCCUUUGCCUAAAUUAAACAAAGACGCAGGACCUGUCACGCGUACACAAACAUCCCCUACCAAGUCCGACAAUAAACCGUUGUCCUCUAAAGGCUCCUGAAAGAGGAUUUAGUUUGAAUAUAAAACCAGAGGCAAUCAAGAAAACGUCCAAUCCAGUGCUGGGAUCAUCCUGUGGAUGAAGGAGGGGAUUUAGAGACACAGAGGGAGGGAUGGGCCCGGGGUCGGUGCAGGGCUUCAGCUCCAGGACAGGAUUAACUAAGGUUUACCAGCGACGAAACAACAGCACAGAGCUCCAUCGCAAUCAAUUACACUUCACUGUGACUGCCAGAAUAUGCCACUAAGUGUGAGGGUGCAUGCAUAAUCAAGUAUACUUGAUUAUGAUACACAUGUAUGCAUGACUCUCCACCUUCUAUGAUCAUACGGGAAGUUCACAUCGCAGUCAUCAUAUGUUGUCUUUUAGUUUUUACUUAUUCCUACAGGAAAGAAGAGAGAGAGAAAAAUAACUAAAAUUAGAUUAAAUCAAAGGUAUAAAGAAAUUGCUCACUCAUGUUAAAUAAGAGUGUUUGCAUUGCAUUGCUCUCAAUGGUAACAUUGAUUUUAGAGAUAUUUAGAGAUGGAUCUAGUUGAGCAUGAACAGAAUUGUGUAUUAUAACUUCCUGUCAUUAUUUCAUCAUGAUGAAUUGUAUUUUUACUGAAGAAAUUGUUAAAAUAUGAUCAGUCACUGCCCAGCUGUUAUCAGUGAAACCACCGGGUUAAAGCUGUGUUGUUAAUAUUAUGGAAGGUUGACCGCACAGUAUCUUCACUCAUCUUAUUGGUGCAACCAAAUGAGCACACUGCCUCUAAAUUAAGCACAUCAGUAUCUGCUGGUCUGAAUCUGCCUGUUGAGCAGAAAAGAUUAAACCAGAUCUGAUUCAAGAUCAGCUUGUGGAGGAAGUAAAAGCUGGCGUGCGAAUGUGUUGAUGCGCAUGAAUGCGCCUCUUCUUGGCAGUGACAGCGUCGCCGUUGUGAUUAGCGAUAUGCUAACUGCGAGCACCUUCAUGCUCAUUCUCCUUCUGUUUCCGGACGCAGUGAUGAGACGUGUGUGUGUGUGUGUGUGUGUGUGUGUGUGUGUCCAACUUUGUGUUCUUCUUCAUGACCUGACAGUGCAGCUGAAGGAAUAUAGUUUGAGUGUUCAUCCCCAGGGCUCCCAAUGUUCCUGCCUCGCUUGUUUUGCUGCUCUCAAUGGGAGCAGCUAUUGAUGCUGCAGGGAGGCUCUGUCUGUCUGUCUCUGUCUGUCUCUGUCAGUCUGCCUGUCUCAGUCUGUCUGUCUGUCUCUCUGUCUGUCUCUGAGGCGAUCACUGUUCCACCAAUAAGGUUCCUCCUUGAGGAAGACAGCCUGUAUGUCAUCAGGUGUCCGCUCUGGUUUUGUCUCUAGCUUAGAGUCAGCAAGGUUGACACUGUGUUAGUGACAACGAAGGUUGUUUCUAGUGCGUCUUGAUCCCGCCACAGGAAGAGGAAGGGUUGCCUUUGGGGAUACUAAAUGAGCCCCUGAAGGAACAUGCACACUGAGUCGUAUCACACAAUACAGCACAUGUUCUGUUCAGUAUGCCCAGCGUGUUCACAGCUCACAGAAAAAAAUGAUUUUCGAUUGCAAAACCGAAUGAUAUGCCAGAUUGUUUGAGUAUCUUAAGGUCAUUGGAGAUUGAAGAAUGAUCUUAAGAAUGACAGCUUUUCUUUCUUUGGUCUCCUUCCAUCCAUCACCUCCCUCUCAGGUAAUCCAGAGUGAGUCACGCUGACAGUUGGGCUGAUGGUAAGUGGGUUUUUUUUCUUCUUCUUCUGACGUGAGUCAUUAUUUCUCUUCCCCGCUCUCACCCCUCCAGUGUUCUCUGCAUCCUUUCCUUUACUCUACCAGCCUCUGGUGCCUUUCUGACUCCGCCCCACUUCAGGCUGUUGUUUAUUUUCUUACCCUUCAUGUACCUGCUUAUACUUUUGAAUUAAUUCAUGCUUUGUGUUGUGAUCCUGGAGCAAACCUGGAUCCAUCUUCUUUUUCUUUUAAUACUUUGUAUUUGCUCAUGAAACGUUGGUCUGUUUGAAUGUAGAAUGAUUCAAGGGCCUGGCACAGCUGUCACUGAUGAUACAGUAUUUAUCCUAAAAUAUUUUUAAAUCACAAUCGCAUAUUUAUUUUGGUCAGUGUGCAAAAUUCCCAUACUCAAUGCUAGAGUAUUAUGCUGACGUCGUACGCAGACUCAAUACGCAACAAGAUUUAAUGGAUGCGAGCCAAUCGACUAGGACACCAAGGCUAAUAUCGUUAACAAGAAGCCCGCUCACACAACCACAAUGAAUCCACUCAGCACACUCGCCUCUCUCUAACCCGACACACAGACCUUGGCUCGGCUUGUUGCCGUCCUAAUCCAAGAAGAAGAGAGGCGAUGUCCCGCUUUAGUCCAGGUUCUCACGCAUUGGAUCAAAUUUGUCCACCGGGGUCCGUUUAGGACCACAAACAGAAGUGAAGACUGACUCUCUUUUCGCUCAACCUGUUGGGUCUCAGGCUGACUGUGUCAUAUUUGUGGAUCAAUGUUUUGCAAUUUGAUGAAUGAAUACUGCUGCACACAGUAAGCUUUUAAAAGACAUUUUUAGUGCCAAUUGCAAGAGAGUCUCAAGUGUCAAACAAGGUAUUUUGCACACUGACUUUGGUACCUAGAUGCAGAUGAAUGCUGUUUACCCCGCAGACUAUGCAAGUAUGCAUUCACACUUUCGACCAUUUGCAUUAUAUUUCAAAGAAGCAAAUGUCACGAGUUAAAAGGAAAAUGAGUGAUUUAAUUUCACUGGAUCUACGCAACAUUCCAUCCUCUCAUAAUCCAUCUCCUCUUUCUGUCUGUGCUAGACCGGCAGGCCUACUUGUUCCUGAAUCAAAGAUGCAUGCUCCCAAUUUGGAUUCAUCCCUCUGACCGCCACUGAGCCGAUCCAACCCUCCACCAGACAGUCCCAUCUCCACUUCCGCUGUUCUCUACUGUACUCUGCUGUUUUCUAGUCCUCUCUGCUUCAGUCGUUGUCCUGGUCUGACCCCCUGCGUGUCCCACUGAUAGAGAGGGACGUGUUUGCUGACCGCUUGAUAGGACAAUUCCUCCCUCAGCAGGGCCACAUGCAGCAGGGCGAUGACACUCAAAGGGAGCCAGAGGGGGUGGGCCCCAGUUCAGGUCCUGGAACUAGAAGAGAGGCAGGGGGGUCAGGGGCCUCAUCCCAGUCAGAGCACCCCUCCUUCAGUAAGAUGAGCCAAAACGCUAGGGAGAGCAUAGGGGUUCUUGGCCAGGGACUGAAACAGCUGUUCCAGCAGCAGCGUAAACGCCUCUACCCCUCUCACUCCACCAUCCCCUCUUCGUCUUCCUCCUCCUCGUCUUCUUCUGUAGUGUCGGCAGGUGGCCCCUCCCCCUCAGAGGAAGCCUUGGAGCCCUGCUGUCCCGACUUUGACCACCUCUCUGCUCCUGUGGUUCCCUCUGCAGCUGGCCGGGGCUCAGGCACCGCGGGCACGAUGAGGCGUGGGACCAGCCUGCAGAGUCGGCGCAGCAAAGGGUCGGGAUCUGGGAACGGAGACCGGGAUCCUCUCCUGAGAGGUAGCCCCCAGGCCCCGCACCGCCGCUACACCCACGAUCCGCAGCAGCACGUCAGCCGCCCGCGCUCCUCCUCCACCACUGACACCACGCCCAGCAGCCCCAUACCCGGGUACACUGGAGGCGAUGUGGUGCUGUCAUCGGGGUACCAGUCCACGGAGGAGACGGACAGGAUCGACCGUCUGGAGGUGAGCGGGCUCGGCCCAACAACCCUGGCUGUGUCGUGCGGGGCGGACGGUUCGUUCCCGGGAGGCGAGGACGCCACCCCCGACCCUCAGCGCACAAAGCAGGCGAUCGCCCAGCUGCAGCAGAAAAUCCUCAAGCUCACCGAGCAGAUCAAGAUCGAGCAGACGGCAAGGGACGACAACGUCGCCGAGUACCUCAAACUGGCCAACAAUGCUGACAAGCAGCAAAGCACACGCAUCAAGCAGGUUUUCGAGAAAAAGAACCAGAAGUCGGCGCUGAGCAUCCAGCAGCUGCAGAGGAAACUGGAGCACUACCACCGGAAGCUGCGGGAAGUGGAGCACAACGGGAUCCCGCGCCAGCCCAAGGAUGUCCUGCGGGACAUGCAGCAGGGCCUGAAGGACGUCGGAGCCAAAGUCACCGGCUUCAGCGAAGGCGUGGUGGACAGCGUGAAGGGAGGCCUCUCCAGCAUCUCCCAGGCCACCCACUCCGCCGCGGGGGCCGUCGUCUCCAAGCCCCGGGAGAUCGCGUCGCUGAUUCGCAACAAAUUCGGCAGCGCCGACAACAUCCCCUCGCUCAAAGACUCUCUGGACGACCCCUCGGUGGAGGAAGGCGUGACGGGGGCCGGCAGUCGUUCGCUGGGCAACGCCGGGCACCACCUCCAGCCGAGUCCCAGGUACGGCAGUGAGGACGACUGCUCCAGCGCCACGUCGGGCUCGGCUGGGGCCAACAGCACCACAGGGGCCCCCGGAGGUCCCCCGAGUUCCAGGGGCAACACGCUGGAGAGGAGCCAGAGCUCCGGCCUGGACAUGCUGCUGCAGGAGGUGCAGGAGCUGAGGGAGGGCCAGGCGAGGCUGGAGGAGAACCUCGACAGUUUGAAGAGCCACUAUCAGAGAGACUACACGGUUGUUAUGGAAGCACUGCAGGAGGAACGCUUCAGGUGUGAACGCCUGGAGGAGCAGCUGAACGACUUGACAGAACUCCACCAGAACGAGAUCCUCAACCUGAAGCAGGAGCUGGCCAGCAUGGAGGAGAAGAUCGCCUACCAGUCCAACGAGAGAGCCCGAGACAUACAGGAGGCGCUGGAGGCGUGUCAGACCCGGAUCUCUAAGAUGGAGCUCCAGCAGCAGCAACAGCAGGUCGUCCAGUUGGAGGGGCUGGAAAAUGCCACGGCCCGGACCCUCCUGGGAAAACUCAUCAAUGUGCUGCUCGCCCUUAUGGCCGUCCUUCUGGUCUUUGUCUCCACCGUGGCCAACUGCGUUGUCCCGCUGAUGAGGACGCGCUCGCGCACGCUCUCCACCCUCCUCCUCAUCCUCCUGCUGGCAUUCCUGUGGAGAAACUGGGACGCCCUCUCGGGGUUCACGCACCGCGCCCUGCAGCCCCCGGGAUGACCUGGUACCGAAAAGCCAGCAACGCGUUGCUUUUUUUGACACCAGGUGAUGUAACUUUAGCUGCGAUCGCGCAGGAAGUUUGGAGAGCGCGGUCGGCGUUGGAACGGCCAGCGCGACCGCGCACCGAACACUCAGCCGAGCACAUUUGGACACGGCAUCGAGGAAAAGUGGAAGAAGCGGAGUAAAGUGGAGAACACUCGUGAUUGUCUUUUAGGAAGAACGAGACUGUUUACAUUUCUGAAAAUGAACUACUGUGUCGCUGUCCCUCAGAAUGCAGCAUUGUACUGUUUUUAAAUCUUAGAGUUUAAUCAAUUGUAAUGAAAUUAUUUCUAAUAAUAUUAUUUUUUAUUGUCGGCGUUAUUUUAUUCAGCACCAUGUAGCAUUGCGCUCCUCUCUCUCUACAUGACAGGAGCGUAAGUCAGGAAACUGGGCUGGCGAUUUGCUCCAAAGGCCCGGUCCACCUGUAGAGACGUGCAGAUGUGAUACCGUGGAAGAAGAACUCUUUCCUAGCUGUGAUUGGUAGAUUUCAACCAUGGCUGAAAAACCUUCCUGGGAGUUGCUCCUUUCUUGCUGUGAUGAAAUUGGUUCAUACAGAACACUUUUGAAGGACCGACCAGGACCUCUGAGAAUCGUGAUGGCCGGAGACUGUUUGUGCUUCCUUACCAUUUCUAAUCGACGUGCUUUUACUUAUUUCCUUUUUCUUUGUUUUUAUUAUUAAAACAAGAAAAACUGUUUCAUAAGGGAGAUUAUAACGGAAACACAAAGACAGAAUGCAGCUUACCGAAGAAACGACACAUAAACGCACAGAUCUGAGUAUUGUUAGGCGUCUGCCAGAUUUGCAGCACAGCUAUACAAUGCUGCAUUUUGUUUUUGAUUAAGAAAAAUGACAUAGGAACCAGUUUUGUGUUUAAAUGCAAUGACAAAAGGCCUUUGUCCAAGUAACAUCGAUUAGCCAGGAUAAUUGUCUCCCACCACCCGCCAUAUUUGAUGUGAUCAGGUCAGAGAAAGAGAGACUUCUGGUGCUUAUCCAGCUCCAUCUCAGCUGGAACAGGAAUGCUGCUGCUUUAUAUCCACAGUGCAAGUCGUCCCCGCUGCCAUGUCAGUCAAAUGCACACUGAUAUUGUCCUCUUCAUCCCUGCCUGUUAUCUCCUCUGGCUGUCUUUUCUUUUUCUACGAGUACGCCGUCUCACGGUGGUGGUCACCCAGUGCCAAACCUUCGUCUACCCGGAGACCCCUGGGCCUCCAAAGGGUCUAAGCUGAGGCGAAUGAAGGAGGAGGCUGCUCAGCAGGGGUUGCUUCUAUUCAGAUAUGUGGUGAAUGUCUCUCCUGAAUGUCAAGGAUGUAUCUAUUUGCGAGUGAAAAAAAAAAAUGUAUUGGAGAAUCUGAAUCCAGAUCUUCAGACGUGUGUUCCUCAGCUGGGCGUCCAGUCUUUCUCUUAUACUCUCUCUUUCUCUCAUCAAGUCAAGGACACAACGACGCGACCCGCCG